Messenger RNA from Carya illinoinensis, 902 nucleotides. Its product is annotated as CEN-like protein 1. The record is from RefSeq and is a predicted model, not a curated record. Gene Ontology annotation, biological process: flower development; vegetative to reproductive phase transition of meristem. NCBI's taxonomy places the organism in Eukaryota, Viridiplantae, Streptophyta, Magnoliopsida, Fagales, Juglandaceae. The coding region runs from base 69 to 590 and encodes 173 amino acids. The transcript has 4 exons.
ACAAAGCACUUCUCCCGCACCCUCUGCCACACACACACACUUAAAAGGUAGCAUUUUUUGUCUUAAUCAUGUCAAAGCUCAUGGAACCAUUAACUAUAGGGAAAGUGGUGGGAGAGGUGGUUGACAGUUUCACCCCAAGUGUUAGAAUGGAAGUAAUCUACAACUCUAGCAAAAAUGUUGCCAAUGGCCAUGAGCUCAUGCCUUCUGUCAUUAUCUCUAAACCCCGAGCAGAGAUUGGUGGGGACGACAUGAGGAUUGCUUAUACACUAAUUAUGACAGAUCCGGAUGCUCCAAACCCUAGUGAUCCAUAUUUAAGAGAACAUCUCCACUGGAUGGUUACAGAUAUUCCUGGCACCACUGAUGCUUCUUUUGGAAAAGAAAAUAUGGGCUAUGAGUCUCCGAAGCCAGCAGUCGGCAUCCAUAGGUACGUCUUCCUGUUGUUCAAACAGAGAGGAAGACAAACAGUGAGGCCUCCAGCCACAAGAGACCAUUUCAACACAAGAAGAUUCUCAGAAGAAAAUGGUUUGGGUCUACCAGUGGCUGCAGUGUACUUCAAUGCACGGAGAGAAACUGCUGCAAGAAGAAGAUGAUUCAAGCAAAGAAUAUAGAAUAAAUCAUUAAGAAUAAUUAUGGGACGUGUCUUUCCUCCAUCAGCCAUAUAUAUAUAUAUAUAUAUAUAUAUAAAGAUUGUUUUCAGUUUCCAUGUAACGAGAAUUAUAAGCACCGUAAGUAUAGUCCUACACCACACCCACCGAGGGUUGUAGCGAUGGUUUCCGAGAAGUCCAAUUUUUAUUUUUUAAUUAUUUUUAUAUCCUUAACGUUUUUUUAAAAAAAAUAAAAAAUUCUCAACAUCAUUAAAAAUAUACAUUGUUAAUCACCAAGUAAAAAAAAAAAAAAAAGUG